GCGCACACAUGUUAUUAUACUUAUACGUAGGAAUGUAUAUAGAUCAUAAUAUUCUGAUGGCUAUUCAUUAUUGUUUAAUCUCGACAACCAAGACAGUUCGCCUGCAUAACAUAGGCCGGGGGUCACGUCUAUUUAAGUGCAUUUUCACAGCAUCGUUUGGACCACACCUAAUGCACAGAAUAUUUUUUGAUUACACAUAGUAUAGAGUACCAUAUUGUAUUAUUAUUAUCUAUUUAUACGACCGCACAAAUCGGUUUGUUCGUCAUUUGAGUUCAAAGUGUCAGUAUGGAAUUCGAUAACGGUUCAAAUAACUUUCAGAUACAAUUGCAUAAAUUAAACGAAGCGCCUUUGAAGAAAAGAAUCAGAUCGGGUGCUAAUGCCAGAGAACGAGAUCGAACUCAAAGUGUAAACUCGGCUUUUGAUGUUCUACGGGCCAUGAUACCCAUUGAUCCUCCUGACCGCAAACUAUCUAAAAUAGAAACAUUACAGUUAGCCACGAAAUACAUUAGUCAUCUGUCCCAGAUCCUAACUUCUGGAGAAGAUAGAGAACAAGAACACAGUUUCUACGAUGUAUGUAUAUUUUGUUUAACAAAUAGAAUUACUUCUUAAAUAGUAUACAAAAAACAAAUACUCUUUACAAAUUUCACCAAAAUGUUUUU
Molecule: messenger RNA, 659 nt
Organism: Myzus persicae (green peach aphid)
Lineage: Eukaryota; Metazoa; Arthropoda; Insecta; Hemiptera; Aphididae
Product: transcription factor 15-like
Exons: 5
Coding region: 286-609 (107 amino acids)
Biological process (GO): developmental process; regulation of transcription by RNA polymerase II
Molecular function (GO): DNA-binding transcription factor activity, RNA polymerase II-specific; RNA polymerase II transcription regulatory region sequence-specific DNA binding; protein dimerization activity
Source: RefSeq, a predicted model, not a curated record